Sphaeramia orbicularis (orbiculate cardinalfish) is the source of this 2163-nucleotide messenger RNA. It is a transcript of the gene phykpl, whose product is annotated as 5-phosphohydroxy-L-lysine phospho-lyase. The transcript has 13 exons. Bases 166 to 1515 code for a protein of 449 amino acids. The record is from RefSeq and is a predicted model, not a curated record. Lineage: Eukaryota; Metazoa; Chordata; Actinopteri; Kurtiformes; Apogonidae. Gene Ontology annotation, molecular function: transaminase activity; pyridoxal phosphate binding. Gene Ontology annotation, cellular component: mitochondrion.
AGGAAAAUACUACUUUACGUCUAUGCACUGUGAAUCACGCAUGCGUAGUGAACCCAAGCUCUACUAAAUUUCAGUUUACUACAAGGUAUAACUUUGCGUACUUUCUCAGUUGACACCUCAGCUAAAUUUAAUGAAAGUUACCCAAAGACAGAAGGAAAGGAGGAUAUGGAGGUCGAAAAACUCAGGAAAGAGGAAACACUCGCUAUGAGGAAAAGGCUGAUUGGGCAAUCGUGCAGACUCUUCUACUCAAGCGACCCAGUGAAAAUAGUCCGAGCCCGGGGACAAUAUCUGUUCGAUGAAAAUGGCAUGCAGUACUUGGACUGCAUCAGUAACGUCCACCAUGUGGGCCACUGUCACCCCAGUAUUACUAAGGCUGCAGCAGCACAAAUGGAUCUCCUGAACACAAAUACUCGAUUCCUGCACGACAAUAUCGUCAUGUAUGCAGACCGCCUGGCUGCCACCCUGCCCGACAAACUGUGUGUCUUUUACUUUGUUAACUCUGGUUCAGAAGCCAACGACCUGGCACUACGCUUGGCUCAGCAGUACACCCAACAUGAGGACGUCAUUGUGCUUGAUCAUGCAUACCACGGGCAUCUUAUGUCCCUCAUCGACAUUAGUCCUUACAAGUUCCGGAAACUGGCAGGACAGAAAGAAUGGGUUCAUGUGGCUCCGCUGCCGGACAUCUACAGAGGCAUAUACAAAGAAAAUAACCCUGACCCAGGCAAAGCAUAUGCUGAUACAGUAAAAGAUUUAAUAGAGGAAGUACACAGGAAAGGUCGUAAGAUCUCUGCUUUCUUUGCUGAGUCAUUACCGAGUGUUGGAGGACAAAUCAUUCUUCCUCAAGGAUACUCAGCUAAAGUUGCAGAGUAUGUGCACGCUGCUGGUGGAGUGUUUGUGGCAGAUGAGGUGCAGACAGGUUUUGGACGUGUCGGCAGUCACUUCUGGGCUUUCCAGCUGCAGGGGGAAGAUUUCUGUCCUGACAUCGUGACCAUGGGCAAACCAAUGGGCAAUGGGCAUCCCCUGGCAUGUGUGGCAACCACAGCAGAGAUUGCCGGAGCCUUUACCGCCAAUGGAGUCGAGUACUUUAAUACGUUUGGAGGGAAUCCAGUAUCCUGUGCAAUUGGCCUGGCAGUCCUUGAUGUGAUAGAGAAAGAGGACCUGAGAGGAAACGCUGUGAGAGUAGGGGCGCAUCUUAAGGGACUGUCCACAGAACUACAAUCACGACAUGACAUCAUUGGAGAUGUGAGAGGUGUAGGACUGUUCGUGGGUAUUGAGCUCGUAACCAACAGGGAGGAGAGGACUCCUGCUACAAAAACAGCAGCAUAUGUUGUGAAGAGGUUGAAGGAGGAGUAUCGAAUCUGUGUCAGCACAGAUGGCCCCUGGGAUAACAUCUUGAAGUUUAAACCUCCCAUGUGUUUCCGUAUGAAGGAUGCAGAACAUGUAGUACAGAGCAUUGAUCACAUCCUCACAGACAUUAAAGCCAAAGACCUUAAACUGGAAAAGGAAGACAUCUAAGUGCCACGUGGUGCCUGCUACAGCACGACUGACCUGGACAAUGAAAAUUACACAGCUCAUACGACAUUAAUGAACUUCUGCAAUUGUUUUAACUUUUAAUCAAUAAACAUUUACUUUUUCCUAAGCUGACUCUUAUCCUCUUUACUAACAGUAGCAAUAUUUUAACAGUCCCACUCAACACUGAUCAGCAACAUGUUGUCAGUACACAGUAUGGUUAAGAUAACUUACCAGACCAAUAUUUUAAACUCCUGGACACAUUCACAAUAAUGCUCAAGUAUCGCAAUUUCACAUCUAGUGGGGUGAGCAUUAACACUCAGCCAGUUAUCCUGCAGCCAGCGAUGCCCACUCCCACAGCUUUCCAAAUAGGCAUCUGUAGAGGUGUUAACAUUACUCAAGACGAAACAAGCAAGCCAUUUAACAGUACAAAACAUUUAACAUUAACUUUACAAAUAAUAACAAAAAGAUCCAUGUGUAAUAUAAACCAAAAGUUUAUUUCUACCAAUUUGCCCAAGACACUAGAGGAAUGAGUUUCCAGUGAGAGAGGGAGUACCCUCUUACAUUAACAGGCUUGCGUUCAGUUGUAUAAUACUAGUAAAGCCACUUAAAAUUGCAGACAUGAUGGGGAAAGAAUCUCCUUAAAAGCAAAAA